AUGAGUCUACCAAACAAGAUUUUGUCAAGUACAAUUCGUUGUCAAUCAUGGUGGUCACACAUUGAAAUGGGUCCACCUGAUGCGAUUCUCGGAGUUACUGAAGCAUACAGAGCUGAUAAAAAUCCGAAGAAAAUCAAUCUUGGAGUUGGUGCAUAUCGAGAUGAUCAAGGAAAACCAUUUGUUUUACCAUCUGUUAGAGAAGCUGAGAAACGAAUAAUGGCUGAAAAUCUUGAUAAAGAAUAUGCAGGAAUCACUGGAUUGCCAGAAUUCACAAAACUUGCUGCUACUUUGGCUUUUGGAGAAAAUAGUGAAGUUAUUAAAUCUCAACGAGUUUUCACUACCCAAAGUAUUAGUGGAACUGGAGCAUUGAGAAUUGGAUCGGAAUUUUUGGCGAAAUAUGCUAAAUCAAAAACAAUUUAUCAACCAACUCCAACUUGGGGAAAUCAUGUUCCAAUUUUCAAAUGUACUGGAAUGGAAGUGAAGAACUAUAGAUAUUAUGAUAAAUCAACAUGUGGAUUCGAUGAAAAUGGAGCACUUGAGGAUAUUUCAAAUAUUCCAGAAGGUUCAACAAUUCUUUUCCAUGCUUGUGCUCAUAAUCCAACUGGUGUUGAUCCAUCACAAGAGCAGUGGAAGAAAAUAUCGGAAAUUGUCAAAUCUCGAAAUCUUUUCGUCUUUUUCGACAUGGCUUAUCAAGGAUUUGCUUCAGGAAAUGUGGAAAAUGAUGCAUUUGCUGUUCGAUAUUUUGUUGAACAAGGACAUAAUAUUGUGGUUUCACAAUCAUUCGCCAAAAAUAUGGGAUUAUAUGGUGAAAGAGUUGGUGCAUUCUCAGUUGUUACAUCAGAUCCAGAAGAAGCUGCGAGAGUUGCAUCACAAAUAAAAAUCAUAAUUCGUCCAAUUUAUUCGAAUCCGCCAGUUCAUGGUGCUAGAAUUGCUUCGAGAAUCCUUUCUGAUUCUCAAUUAUACAAUCAAUGGCUUUCUGAUGUCAAAUUAAUGGCUGAUCGAAUUAUCGCUAUGAGAUCGGAAUUGAAAAAUCUGUUGAUAAAAGAAGGAUCUGUCAAAAACUGGGAACAUAUUACAAAUCAAAUUGGAAUGUUCUGCUAUACUGGUAUCACACCUCAACAAGUUGACAAACUUAUCAACGAACAUUCAAUUUAUCUCACAAAAGAUGGACGCAUUUCAGUUGCUGGAAUCAAUUUAUCAAAUGUCGGAUAUCUCGCUCACGCUCUUCAUCAAGUUACAAAAUAG
This is a messenger RNA of Caenorhabditis angaria, 1245 nucleotides long. Lineage: Eukaryota; Metazoa; Nematoda; Chromadorea; Rhabditida; Rhabditidae. The record is from the annotation of a GenBank genome assembly.